Molecule: messenger RNA, 1640 nt
Organism: Epinephelus lanceolatus (giant grouper)
Lineage: Eukaryota; Metazoa; Chordata; Actinopteri; Perciformes; Serranidae
Gene: hao2
Product: hydroxyacid oxidase 2 (long chain)
Biological process (GO): fatty acid alpha-oxidation
Cellular component (GO): peroxisomal matrix
Molecular function (GO): (S)-2-hydroxy-acid oxidase activity; FMN binding
Source: RefSeq, a predicted model, not a curated record
GAUUAAGUAUUUCAACACCAUAAAAAGGACACUAACACUAACAAAGUGACUAACCCUGGUGCUGCAGUAAAUGUGUCUCACCUGAAGCCACCAGCAGCUGCUCAAUAUGGCAGAUCUGUUCAGCCUGAUAAGUGGAUUCAAAAAAGAUCAGUCCGGAGAGGGAGGUCGCUGUGCAGAGAUGGCUAUGGUAUGCCUGACAGACUUUGAGGAAUAUGCAAAGGAGCAUCUCUCAAAGGCCACCUGGGAUUAUUAUGCAGCUGGAGCGGACGAAUGCUGCACCAGGGACGACAAUCUACUGGCUUACAAAAGGAUCCGUCUGAGGCCUCGGAUCCUGCGUGACGUGUCGGUGAGCGACACGCGGACCACAGUGCAGGGGACAGAAAUCAGCUUUCCAGUUGGCAUUGCACCAACUGCCUUUCACUGCCUGGCCUGGCAUGAGGGAGAGGUGGCCACAGCUCGGGCCACGGAGGCACUCAACACCUGCUACAUCACCAGCACUUACUCCACCUGCUCAGUGGAGGAGAUUGUGGCAGCAGCACCAAACGGCUACCGCUGGUUCCAGCUGUACGUGUACCGGGACCGGAAGCUGUCUGAACAGAUUGUGCACCGCGUAGAGGGCCUCGGCUACAAAGCCCUGGUCCUCACCGUUGAUGUCCCUUACACUGGAAAACGGCGCAACGACAUCCGCAACCAGUUCAAGCUGCCACCACACCUCAAGGUCAAGAACUUUGAUGGAGUGUUUCAGGAGACUGCAGCUCCAGAGGAGUAUGGGAUCCCGGCCAACACCUUGGACCCCUCCAUCAGCUGGAAGGACGUGUACUGGCUGCAGUCCAUCACCCGCCUGCCUAUUAUCAUCAAGGGAAUCCUGACCAAGGAGGACGCUGAAUUGGCCGUGGAACAUGGUGUCCAGGGCAUCAUUGUGUCAAACCAUGGGGGGAGACAGCUGGACGGAGGCCCAGCUUCGAUUGACGCACUGUCGGAGAUCGUGGACACGGUGCAGGGCAGGAUCGAGGUCUAUCUGGACGGAGGCAUCAGGACAGGAAGUGACGUAUUGAAAGCGCUGGCCUUGGGAGCCAAGUGUGUCUUCAUUGGCCGUCCAGCAGUGUGGGGCCUUGCAUACAAGGGUGAGGAAGGAGUGAGGGAAGUGCUGCAAAUCCUAAACGAUGAGUUCCGCCUGUCCAUGGCUUUAUCAGGUUGCAGGAACGUGGCCGAAAUCAACAGGAACCUUAUCCAGUUCUCUAAACUGUAACAGACCAGCAGAGGGCAGCACUGAGGAUCACAACACCCACUGAACAGGACCAAACCAAACCAACAGUGUUGAGCAAGAGCCUGAGACUUCAUCACGACAAAGAAACUGAGAGAUGUUCACCUCAGAGCUCAUGACUUUAUCAUGUCAGGAAACAUGCAAAACAGCCACAUACAAGAGUGUACGAGUGACCCGGUGUCUUGGGGAGGAUGAGGGUCGGCGACAGAUUUAGCAAGUGAAUAAUGAAGGUGUUUUUUUAGCUUUUGGAUUGGAGGGCACAUGAGCUCCCAGUUUGGCCUGGUGCCCAGGCGAACUGAUGAUGACACACACUAUGGUUUGAGAUGCUGACGAUGAUUGUGAUUGAAUAAAAACGCCUGCUGAGGUGACGAAGAUA